Molecule: messenger RNA, 4521 nt
Organism: Amphiprion ocellaris (clown anemonefish)
Lineage: Eukaryota; Metazoa; Chordata; Actinopteri; Pomacentridae
Gene: acads
Product: acyl-CoA dehydrogenase short chain
Exons: 10
Coding region: 124-1341 (405 amino acids)
Biological process (GO): butyrate catabolic process; fatty acid beta-oxidation using acyl-CoA dehydrogenase
Cellular component (GO): mitochondrion
Molecular function (GO): flavin adenine dinucleotide binding
Source: RefSeq, a predicted model, not a curated record
CAUACCGUGCGCUCACGUCAGACAUAUACAAAAAUUCCGAUAGGCCUUAAAUGCAGCAGUUUGCUUCAUAACAGCCCUGCUAAACUGUCGGAGGUUUGUGCAUGAAGCAGAAAGGAAGGCGUCAUGGCUGCACUGUUUAAAGCUAGAAAAGCUCUUGGCUUGUGUCUCAGUGGCUGUCGAAGUCUGACUCAGCUCGCAGAGUUACCAGAGACUCAUCAGCUACUAAGACAGACCUGCAGAGACUACGCUGACAGAGAACUGAUGCCCAUCGCUGCCAAACUAGACAAAGAGCAUGUCUUCCCUGCCAAACAGAUUCAUGAGUUGGGGGCGAUGGGCGUAAUGGCGAUGGAGGUACCGGAGGAGCUGGGCGGAGCUGGGAUGGACUACCUUGCUUACAGUCUGGCUAUGGAGGAGAUCAGCAGAGGCUGCGCCAGCACAGGAGUUGUGGUCUCUGUUAACAAUUCUCUGUAUAUCGGACCGAUACUGAAGUUUGGUACAGUGGAACAGAAAAAACAAUGGAUCGCUCCGUUCACCACUGGAGAGAAGGUGGGCUGUUUCGCCCUCAGUGAGCCAGGUAAUGGCAGUGAUGCGGGUGCAGCCUCCACGUUAGCUCGCCAGGAAGGAGACCAGUGGGUGCUGAACGGAACCAAAGCCUGGAUCACCAACUCCUGGGACGCCUCUGCCACCGUCGUGUUCGCCACCACGGACAAGAAGCUCAAACACAAGGGUAUCAGUGCCUUUCUGGUCCCCAUGCCACACCCAGGACUUUCUCUGGGGAAGAAGGAGGACAAGCUGGGCAUCAGGGCCUCGUCCACCGCCAACAUCAUCCUGGAGGACUGCAGGAUACCUCUGGAAAACAUGCUGGGCCCACGCGGUGCAGGAUUCAGAAUUGCCAUGCAAACCCUGGACAGUGGACGGAUCGGCAUUGCGGCUCAGGCUCUCGGCAUCGCCCAGGCUGCUCUGGACUGUGCUGCCGACUACGCACACAAACGAACUGCAUUUGGAGCCCCAAUCGGCAAACUACAGGCUAUACAGUUCAAACUGGCUGACAUGGCUGUGGCGGUGGAGAGUGCUCGUCUGCUCACCUGGAAGGCUGCGAUUCUUAAAGAUUCAAACAAACCCUUCAUUAAGGAGGCAGCCAUGGCCAAACUGGCAGCAUCUGAAGCCGCCACGUUCUGCUCACAUCAGGCAAUCCAGGUUCUAGGUGGGAUGGGUUACGUGACAGACAUGCCCGCUGAGAGGCACUACCGAGAUGCUCGCAUUACAGAGAUCUAUGAGGGCACCAGCGAGAUCCAGAGACUGGUUAUCGCCGGCCAGCUUCUGAAGGAGUAUCAGUCAUAAAGGCGCUUCUGUUGGUGACUUUGGUACAAAAUGGACACACAAUCCCAGAUCUGUCGGAGACCUCACCUCAUCCAUAAACAUAAGGAAGCCAGUGCGAUCGAGGUGCAGCUUUUACACAUUUAGGUGACCAGCCAUUGUAUCAGGGUUAGAUCGAAAAUAACGCUGCAAAGAUUCAGAGGAAAUUCACUAGAUUUUACGUCUCCAUCGUCUCGCUUCCCAAGAAAAUCCAGGAUUUAAAGCGACAUAAUUUACCUUCACUGCCUUAAAAUGAUAUCAGUGCUUUGCCAGUUUAAAGGGUCAGUUCACUUACUUUUAAAACAAGGGUAUCUUUUCUCCUUGGGGCAUUUAGCUGUGCGGGUAGUUUUAGUUUUAUAUGUUUAUACAGUGAUUUAAAAAACAGAAUUUUAUAAAUGUGUAUUUAAUUCACAAGUGAGACGUAAACAAAACAUUUUUUACACAUACAGGCAUGUGCAGCUUACACACUUAAUUACGCCUGCAUUAUCUGGCAUUAGAUAACAUAUCCAGGCAUAUAUUACAUAUCAGUGCCAGGGCAAGUGGGGUAAUAGAUCUGAGACUUAUGGUAAUAAAUUGUGAAACUGCAGCUGUUUUAAACAAAGACAGUUCAAAGUUCUUUACAUAAGCACAAGCAUUCAAAAAUAAGAAUUCAAGACAGUACAAACAAUUAGAAUAGCAUGCAAAUAUAAUCUAAGUGUAAUUUGUUGCCUACUAAAGCUCAGGUCCAGGUUCGCAUCUCUGCUCCUUAGUGGACCUGCAAUGACCUCCACUGGCCAGAACUGAGUCUGCACAUGAAGUCAUAGUUUCAUUUUGGUUAAAGAGUCCAUAUUCUGCUUUUAUGUUCUUCCCUUCCUUCAGUCUUACAUAGCUGCUUUUUCUGCGUAUACAAGGUCUGUAAACUUAGAAAGCCCAGAGUUCAUGUCAAAGGGAAUUACUCACUCUCACAGAAAACUGUAUGAAACACCUUGUUUGAAGUCCAGGCUUUUCUUCCAUUGAUUGACAUCACCAUGUGACACAUAGUGAGCUACUGCCAUGUAAUCUCGCAUUAUUUCCUUACUGGUAAGCAUCACUAUAUUUUGAGAUCUGAGAUUACCAACCAAUGUUACCUUUUUGUUUUUCGGGCAAACUGGAAAAUCAGAAGAGACUGAGCAUUUCAGGAAUGGAAGGCUUAAAAAGACAGGCACUAAAACAGGGCAUUUCAGACAAAAUAAAUGCUAACAAUGUACAACACAAAAAAAAAUGUGCUUUUAAACAUUGAAACCUGUAAAUAUGUUCUAGGAGACCCCAAAAUAUAAUGAUAAACCUGUAAUUGUGUAGCAUCCGGACUCUUAAAGCCAACCCGUUUUCUAAGCCGCUGGCAUCACAGAAAUACGCACAAAGCGCUGUUUGGCAUUAGUGCCACCCACUUUGAAACUCGUAUGUGUAUAUAUACACUACCGUUUAAAAAUUUGGGGUCACUUAGAAGUGUGCUUAUUUUUGAAAGAAAAGCAAAAAGAAAAGGUUUUUUUCAAUGAAAAUAACAUUAAAUGAAUCCGUAAUACAGUCUAGACAUUGUUAAUGUGGUAAAUGACUAUUCUAGCUGGAAACAGCUGAUUGUGUUAGCUAAUGGUGUUGAAAGGCUAAUUAGUGAUUAGAAAACCCUUGAGCAAUUAUGUUAACACAUGAAUAAAAGUGUGCGUUUUCAUGGAAAACAUGAAAUUGUCUGGGUGACAACAAACUUCAAUAUAUAUAUAAAUAUAUAUGCACAUAUGGCACAGUGGUGACAUAAUUCUCUGAACUUUCACCAAGAACACUGAGGUUUGCAUUCUUAUUUUAUCACUUAGCUUCAUUAUAUUUUGUGACUUAAGCUUGGUUUUCACUUGCUAUUAGGUUAAGUUUAAGCACCUAAGUGUAAAAAAGUCCUGGUUUUGAUUCAAACAUACCUUUUCACAGUGUUGACGACAUGUUACAAGGCACACUUCUAGUUACUUGAAAAGAAGCCACAGUAAUUGCCUUUAUAUUACAUAUUUUUUAUGUGCGUUUUGAAAUAUAGCAUUAGAAAAAGUAAAUGAAAUGGCAAAUUUAAAAAAAAAAAAAAACCUAAUUUACACUCGCUUGAGAUGGUUUUAGCUUUCUCUUAAGACUUAAUGAGCUUCGUGGGAGGUUGAGACACCUUUUCUGAACAAGUUAUGAUGUCGUGAACAUUGAACUCACAUGACUAAUCAGCUCUUUCUGCUUUUGUUGUCUUUGCAAGACAACAAAAGCAGAACCUGCAUAAACCUGGCCCAUACCAGCUGACAUGGAAGAAUAAUUCCCACUUUUUAACAAUUGAGAACAAAUACCGAAGGCUUCUUUUCAUUUUUCUCUCUUAUAUGGACAUCGUGUUGUUUCGUCUUCAAAAUUUUUUAGCAGAUGAAACAACUGGAUUUGUUUCCAGUUCCAGUUCACUUCUACUGUUAAUUACAAUCGUAUCGCCUACAGCGCCACCUUCUGACAACACUACGCAGCCUAGUUAAUUCACUCCAAAGCAGUUAAUGGAAAUUAACCUAAUUUGCUUCAGAUGAGGUCAGGCUCAUAAACUAAUGCAGACUUUAAAAAAAAAAAAAUACUCUUUAACAACAGAAUAACAAACUCAGCAACAAGUGUUUAAUAGUUUUGAAUCACAGUUAGAUAAAUAGAAUGAAUUCCCUUCUUGAAGUACUCUGUGUUUUUUUUUUAGUGUGAACUGACCCUUUAAGAUGAUGAACAGUACAGAUGGUCCUGACACUGACUUCCAUCUACAUUUUCCAGUCCCAUUCUGUGCUCUCUACGAGGAGCUUCCACCACCAGAGGGCGACUCAGUGCCUUCAUGUUUCUGUCUCAUCACCUGCAAUCUGAUUCAUCAAACACUCAUCAUCAGAAUGUACGCUCUUGUUGCUGACUGCAGUUUACCUCAUUUGGAGAUGGUAGUUAAUUGGAGGAAAUUCUUGAUCAGUGCAGUUUCCGGUUAAUUGUGUGAAUUUGUCAAAUGCUGUGCGAGGCUGUGUAAUGAAAUGCAGCACGUCGGUGCCUCAAUAUCUUGUACAUAUUUUAAUGUUAUUGAUUGUGUGCAGAUGAUGAUACUAACACAAUAACAGUGCUUUGGAGAUGCUACACAUAAAUUAUGGAUUUUUGACAUUAAAAAUGAAACAUGAGAAUCUUUAACAA